AUGUACUAUAAAAGUCCUUCUCUUGUAUCAAUAUUAACACUUGAUACAAGAGAAGGAUUGGAAGAAAGAUUGGACGAAGUUUUCGAAGAUAUCUGUGAAGAUACAAUCAACAACAUUAUCGAGGCCCAAACCAAAAAGCAAAAGAAACGAGCAUUUAUUGAACGAAACCGUGAAGCAGGACACAUCCGGUUAUGGAAUGACUACUUCUCCGAAAAUCCCACAUAUGAGGAACAUAUCUUCAGACGCCGUUUCCGUAUGAACAAGGAAUUAUUCAUGAGUAUUGUCUAUGCCCUCUCACAGAACGUUCCAUUCUUUCAACAUAGACCAGAUGCUACCGGGAGGCUUGGUCUUUCGCCACUACAAAAAUGUACCGCAGCAAUUCGUAUGCUUUCUUAUGGUUCUGCAGCCGACGCGGUUGACGAAUAUCUCCGACUUGGUGAGAGCACGGCACUUUCGUGUUUACAUUAUUUCACUGAUGGAAUAGUACAGUUAUUUGGAGAGCAGUAUCUACGAAGACCCACGCCAGAGGAUCUUCAACGACUCCUCGAUAUUGGAGAGAAACGCGGGUUUCCUGGAAUGAUUGGGAGCAUUGACUGUAUGCAUUGGGAGUGGAAAAAUUGCCCAACGAGUUGGAAAGGACAGUACGCCCGUGGAUCAAACAAACCGACAAUUGUCUUAGAGGCUGUAGCUUCACAAGAUCUUUGGAUAUGGCACGCUUUUUUUGGUCCUCCAGGUACCUUAAACGAUAUUAAUGUCCUCGAUCGAUCUCCUGUUUUUGAUGACAUUAUAGAAGGUCGAGCUCCAAGGUUAGAGUACGUGGUCAACGGACACAAGUAUAAGUUGGCUUACUAUCUCACUGACGGUAUAUAUCCAAAAUGGUCAACAUUUAUCCAAUCAAUCUCACGUCCUCAAGGUCCUAAAGCACGGUUAUUUGCUAAAAAACAAGAAGCAGCCCGAAAAGAUGUGGAACGGGCCUUUGGAGUUUUGCAAGCUCGAUUUGCGAUUGUCAAAAACCCGGCUCUUACAUGGGACAAAAAAAAGAUAGGGAAGAUUAUGCGAGCAUGUAUCAUAAUACACAAUAUGAUAGUCGAAAAUGAACGCAAUGGAUACGCUCGCAUCGACGUUUCGGAAUUUGAAGAAGGAAGUGUCACCAGAAGUUCACACGUGGAAACCCAAACCGAGAUGCCUACAAAUCUGAAUAACAUAUUUGUCAAUCAGAACGAGAGAGAACUUCGGGAUAUCCGUAUACAUGAACCACUGAAAAAAGAUUUAGUUGAGCAUAUUUGGAAUAAAUUUGGUGAUGAAUAAUUAUUGUAUCUUUAUGUAUAAUUAUUGUAUUUUUAUGUUUAAUUAUUGUAUUUUUUAUGUUUAAUUAUUGUAUUUUCUUUUAUUUCUUGAAAAAAAAAUAUUUUUUUUUCUAAGGAUU
Messenger RNA from Raphanus sativus (radish), 1426 nucleotides. RefSeq lists its product as uncharacterized. Bases 1 to 1308 code for a protein of 435 amino acids. The record is from RefSeq and is a predicted model, not a curated record. The transcript is spliced from 2 exons. NCBI's taxonomy places the organism in Eukaryota, Viridiplantae, Streptophyta, Magnoliopsida, Brassicales, Brassicaceae.